CGUCCGUGGCCAAUAUUCGGAAGUUUUGUAAAGACCACGGGUUAAAAAGACAGCGAGUGACGGACCAACAACUUGAAGCUGCAGUCUCCAAUGCAAUAACACAGGGUGGUCCUACCUAUGGCAGGAAAAUGAUGACUGGGAGUCUUGCAGCUGCAGGUGUCUUUGCAUCAGAGGGUCGUGUUGGAGCUGUUUUGCGCAACAUUCACCCACCUUACCAUAAGGCACGAUGCCAGGGAGCAAGGAACCUCAACCCUCUUCCUUACCAUGCAGCCUAUGUGGGUCACAAAAUCCACAUGGACCAAAAUGAGAAGAUUGUCAUGUUUGGCGUGACUCAUGUGCUGGCAAUAGAUGGCUUCUCCAGCAAAAUUGUUGGACAAGCUACUAUGCCUGUAAAGAACAACCUCACCAUCUACAAUGACGUUUACAGGAGUGCAGUAAUGGAAUAUGGGAUGUGGGACCAGGUCAGAGUGGAUCAUGGAAAGGAGUUCUACCUCACUCUUUUCAUGCAGGAGAAGUUGGCCAGCCACCGCCACAACACUGAAAGGCCACCAUAUCUCCAAACACCAUCGACAAAGAAUGACAGAAUCGAGAGAAUCUGGCCAGAAGCCAACAACCGGGUUCACUACCCGUUGAAAGCUGCAUUGGUCCAACUGGUGGAUCAGGAGGAGCUGGACAUGGAGGACCAGAUGACUCGGUUCUGUGUGUCAUCUUUGACAUGCCAGUUGGCCCAGAUCGGUGUUAACCGAACUGUGCAAGCAUGGAAUGCACACAGGAUUCCUGGGAGGGGGAUACCAAAUGACUUGGCCAGAGAUGGAUGCCCAAAGAAGCUGUCGACAGACCUUUUGCCAAAUGCAUCUGUGGCUGCAGACUGGUACGACCAGGAAGUGGGCUCACUGACAGAGUGUCAGACUUUGGCACCAACCCAUUUCCAAGUUUACAGGACCAGGAAGCUGCAGUGAGGGGAUUUGCUCUGCAGUGCCCUGAUACAAGUGGACUGCUGGACAAUGCAGUGAAUAAUCUGCCACAACCGUUCAAAGAUGGACUCAAAGGCCUCAUCGACAUCUCAAGGAGAAGUUGUCAACGCUGAUGUUUUUGUGUGUGUCUAAGUUGUUAUUGUCUGUGCUUUUUAAUUGGUUCAACUGACGGAAUGUUUUUUUCUUUUCUUCAAAUGUUGGGGGUCUAAAGGGAGAAAUAUGUUCUUUUUGAAUAAACACUUCUGUUGUCUUCAAAGUC
Pseudoliparis swirei is the source of this 1233-nucleotide messenger RNA. RefSeq lists its product as uncharacterized. The record is from RefSeq and is a predicted model, not a curated record. NCBI's taxonomy places the organism in Eukaryota, Metazoa, Chordata, Actinopteri, Perciformes, Liparidae. The transcript is spliced from 6 exons. The coding region runs from base 129 to 959 and encodes 276 amino acids.